Closterium sp. NIES-65 is the source of this 1074-nucleotide messenger RNA. The record is from the annotation of a GenBank genome assembly. Lineage: Eukaryota; Viridiplantae; Streptophyta; Zygnematophyceae; Desmidiales; Closteriaceae.
AUGUCGCUGGUGCACGGUGAUGACAGGUUGGACAUGGAGUUUGAGACAGGGGAGCGACUGAUCCGGCCAGGAGGGCAAGAAUCUGGUGAACGAGCAGGGGGAAAGUUCGCUCCUGGGCUCGAUAAGAGGGAGGAAGGGCAGAGCGAGACCCCUAAGAAGCCUCUAGGCAUCCGAGCCUCCGCCGAGCCUGAACCAUCCCAAACCUCCGACUCUUCAUCCACGUCAGCAGUGAAGGAGCCAGCAGCUGGCAAGGCAGCAGCUGGCAAGCCAGCGGCCGGCAAGGGGUUCGGGAAGGCGCCGCAGCAGCCGGCAGUGGUUCGGCGGCCGGCGCCGUCUCAGCCGUUGCUGUCGACUCGGCCGGUGGGCGAGGAGGAGAAGAAGGCGGCGGAGAUCGAGACGGCCGUGGUGGCUUCCUUAGGGUUCGUCUUCCUCCUCAUCAUCCUCGAAGGGUUGUUUCUCGCCGCUGCCGGUGCGUGCAAUGCGGGGGACUUGUGUGUGGGGGGGGUUGUGGGGGGGGGGGGGAGGUGGGGCUGGGAGGGGGAAGGGAAGAGGAAGGGGAGGGGGCGUGGGGGGUGCUUGUGGGGAUGGCGGGGUUGGUCGGGCGGGCUGAUAUGGCGCCCUAUCGAGACGGCCGUGGUGGCGUCCUUAGGGUUCGUCUUCCUCCUCAUCGUCCUCGAAAGGCUCUUUCUCGCCGCCGCCGGUGAGUGCAGUGCAGGAAAAUGGGAGGGGGAGACUUGGACGUCGGGGAGGAGAAGGGGGGGAAAGGAACAGGAAGGGGAGGGGGUGUGGGGGGGCAUUGAGGGUGUGGCAGGGCUUCCUAUCGGAGGAGCUGGGUCACAUGGCAAUAGACCUGGUGUAUCCCGCCUUCUCUCCAUACCAUCUCAUCGCCCCAAACCUCUCCCCACCCGGUUCACCCCACCCUGCCCCUGUGCAGGCUUCCUAUCGGAGGAGCUGGAUCAGCUGGCAAUGGAUCUCGUGUAUCCCGCUUUCUCCCCCACCGUGGCUGUUUUCCUCCUGGGCGCCACAGCCUAUGGUGCCUUCAAGGUCAUCGGCAUCGGUGGCAAGAAGCAAUAA